AACACCGCCUCCAGUGCAAGAGCGGUAGGACUACACUUGUCAAAGGCAUCAUGUCAUCUGUGUAUGCAGCAUCCCGUAUUUUGUCAAAACGGGUUUUAACACCAAAAACCUGUACAGCGGCAGCGCAGGGAGCUUCGAGAAAUAUCCAUUUUUCUGUCUAUGGAAAAAAUCAGGAUGCAAAAGUGUCAGAUGAUAUAUCCACCCAGUAUCCAGUGGUGGAUCAUGACUUUGAUGCUGUGGUGGUGGGCGCGGGAGGGGCAGGUCUGCGGGCCGCCUUCGGCCUGUCUGAGGCUGGGUUCAACACAGCCUGCGUGACCAAACUCUUCCCCACCAGGUCCCACACAGUGGCUGCACAGGGUGGCAUCAACGCUGCACUGGGCAACAUGGAGAACGAUGACUGGCGGUGGCACUUCUAUGACACAGUGAAGGGAUCCGAUUGGCUGGGAGACCAGGAUGCCAUCCACUACAUGACGGAGCAGGCACCAGCUGCUGUGGUGGAGCUGGAAAACUUUGGGAUGCCCUUCAGUCGCACAGAGGACGGCAAGAUCUACCAGAGGGCUUUCGGAGGGCAGAGCCUGAAGUUUGGCAAGGGCGGGCAGGCACACAGAUGCUGCUGUGUGGCAGACAGGACCGGGCACUCUCUCCUGCACACGCUCUAUGGACGGUCUCUGCGAUAUGACACCAGCUACUUUGUGGAGUACUUUGCCCUGGACCUGCUGAUGGAGGAUGGGGAGUGUAGAGGUGUGAUCGCCCUGUGCAUGGAGGACGGCUCCAUCCACCGCUUCAGGUCCAAGAACACCGUCAUCGCCACCGGUGGUUAUGGCCGAGCCUAUUUCAGCUGCACCUCAGCCCACACCAGCACUGGGGACGGGAAUGCCAUGGUGACGCGCGCCGGCCUGCCCUGCCAGGACAUGGAGUUCGUCCAGUUCCACCCCACAGGUAUCUAUGGUGCCGGCUGCCUGAUCACAGAGGGCUGCCGAGGGGAGGGAGGAAUCCUCAUUAACAGCGAGGGAGAGCGCUUCAUGGAGCGGUACGCCCCCAACGCCAAAGACCUGGCCUCCAGAGACGUGGUGUCGCGCUCCAUGACCAUCGAGAUCCGCGAGGGAAGGGGUGUGGGGCCCGAUAAGGACCAUGUGUACCUGCAGCUGCACCACCUGCCCCCCCAGCAGCUGGCCACGCGCCUGCCCGGCAUCUCGGAGACCGCUAUGAUCUUCGCCGGAGUGGACGUCACCAAGGAGCCCAUCCCCGUGCUGCCCACCGUCCACUACAACAUGGGCGGCAUCCCCACCAACUUCAAGGGACAGGUGAUCACCCAUACUGAUGGUGAGGACAAGGUGGUGCCCGGGCUGUAUGCCUGCGGUGAGGCGGCGUGCGCCUCUGUCCAUGGUGCCAACCGGCUGGGUGCCAACUCCCUGUUGGACCUGGUGGUGUUUGGGCGUGCCUGUGCCCUCACUAUCGCAGAGACAUGCACUCCAGGAGAGAAACUCCCACCCCUGAAGGCCAGCUCUGGAGAAGAGUCGGUAGCUAAUCUGGACAAAAUCAGACAUGCUGACGGAAACACCAGAACAUCUGAGAUUAGGUUGAACAUGCAGAAGACUAUGCAGAAUCAUGCCGCGGUGUUCCGCACUGGUGAUGUUCUCAAGGAGGGAUGUGAGAAGAUGGACGCCAUUUACCAAACCAUGGCAGAUCUGAAGACAUUUGACAGAGGUAUUGUGUGGAACACGGACCUGGUGGAGACCCUGGAGCUCCAGAACCUGAUGCUGAAUGCCGUUCAGACCAUCCAGUCUGCUGAGGCCCGCAAGGAGAGCCGGGGAGCCCAUGCCAGAGAGGACUGCAAGGACCGCGUUGAUGAGUAUGACUACUCAAAGCCACUCGCCGGACAAGAGAAGGUGCCAUAUGAAGAGCACUGGAGGAAACACACCCUGUCCUAUGUGGACGAGGCCACUGGCAAGGUGACUCUGGAGUAUCGCCCUGUGAUCGAUGCAUCCCUGGAUCAGGAAGACUGCGCCUCCAUUCCCCCUGCCAUCCGCUCAUACUAAGCAAUAUCCAUCCACAGGCCAUUCACUGCACAUGUGCUUUGAUUUAUCACUUUGUUUUUUAAGUGUGCUUAGGAUCCGUGAGAAAGUUGUACAUUUCUUGUUCUUGUUCUCACAUAAUGAUCUAAAAAUAUACUCCUAAUGGGAGCGGAUGCAUGAUGUACCUAAGGUUUUACAGUAAGUGAGAAGGAAAUGGCGAAUGAAGUCAGGGUUUUUCUGUAAAUGUUGAGACAAGUGAGAUUGCGUUUUCUAAGAGAGGUUUGAACUUAAUGUUGAGAGAAACACUUCUUGACAGUUGUUUUUAUUUUCAGUGGCCUUCACGAAAGAUGAGUAAUGCAAUGAAGUUCACCGGGUAAUACACACGGUUGGAUUUUCCGCUUUAAUGCCGCAUCGCACAAAAUAUUCUAUAACCUGCCUAAAUGUAAAGAUAGUGUUAUUGAAAUAUUGCAGUAAGAAAUAGUUACCACUGGUGAUGUUUAAAUAGUAACAGCAUUUAUUCACAUCACAAUAAGGACAUUGAACUCCAGUAAACUCUCAGUGUCGUCUUCUUUCCAGAUGGUUAAAAUGUGUAGCAGUGUAUCAUCCAUCCAGUUUCUGAGCUUUUCAUUCUAGAAAGCAAGCAAUACAAUGACUUCACAUGAUACAGUAUAUGCUAGUUAACUGUCACUGGUAGACUGACAUGACACCAUUUAGAGGGAACAAAGAUGUUGGAAGGGACUUGAAUUUUUUGUUUUGAAUUGUAGUAUUACAUUCAAUGUGCAUUUAAUUUAUUUAUUCUGUAUAUAACUGUGUUGGGUAAAUAUCGUUAUAAGUUGAUUGCUCAUGCUACAUGUGAUGACUUUUGCUGACUACUGUAUUUGUUCACAAUAAUAAAAUGGCGUCAA
This is a messenger RNA of Engraulis encrasicolus (European anchovy), 2920 nucleotides long. Its product is annotated as succinate dehydrogenase [ubiquinone] flavoprotein subunit, mitochondrial-like. NCBI's taxonomy places the organism in Eukaryota, Metazoa, Chordata, Actinopteri, Clupeiformes, Engraulidae. The transcript has 15 exons. The record is from RefSeq and is a predicted model, not a curated record. Gene Ontology annotation, molecular function: succinate dehydrogenase (quinone) activity; flavin adenine dinucleotide binding; electron transfer activity. Gene Ontology annotation, biological process: mitochondrial electron transport, succinate to ubiquinone; tricarboxylic acid cycle. Bases 51 to 2039 code for a protein of 662 amino acids.